AUGUCAGACGCAGACGACGGAAAGCCCUCCUUUGAGACUGUUGACGCGCAAAUAACGGUCAAGGGCGGGCCGUUUGAGAUGGUGUCGAUGGACCUGGGCCAUGGCCCGGUGCGCGUGUGGAAGCAUGCACCCCUCAACUUCCGCAACUUUCUCGAGGGCCGCCUCCAGCACUGGGCGGACAGGGUCAUCAUCAACGAGCCCGUCCCCGAGCCAGCGGCGUACGAUGAUCGCCGGGACGUGACCUACGGCGAGCUCCUGGCCCACGCGUACAAGCUCGCCGCGUGGCUCCGCGAGCAGGGCGUCGGCGCUGGCGACCGCGUCGCUAUCGGCGGGCAGAACUCGAGCGGGUGGAUCACGUCGUUUGUCGCGGCCCACUUGAUCGCCGCGGUGCCAGUGUGUCUCAACUCGACACUUACCCAGGAGGUCCAGGUCCACUGUCUCAGCCUCACCCGCCCCAAGAUCAUCCUCGUCGACGGCGAGGACGCCAACGUGCUCGCCCCGGUCGCCGAGGAGCUGGCGCGCCGCGGCAUCGGGUCCAUCUGGUCCUGGAACAGCGGCAAGCACCUGUCUGAGAAGGCGCAGGUCUAUGUGAAGGACCUGAGCAGCAUCUCGCCCCUGCCUGCGACCGUCGAGGCCGUCAAGAGCAGGAAGGGCUUCAGCGUCACUCCCGAGAGCGACGCGCUCGUGCUCUUCACCUCGGGCACUACGUCGCUCCCCAAGGGCGUGCUCAUCACCCAGCGCCAGGGCAUGCAGCAUGUGCUGACGGCGUCGAUCCCUGCUCUCCGCACCGCGAUGCGCAUGGGCGUGCCGUUCGAGAUGGCUCUGCCCGCCGUCCACGAGCCGCCGGCCGAGGCACCAAACGUCCUCAUGCCCGUGCCCCUGUUCCAUGUGACUGGCCUGCUGGCUAUCAUGAUCCGCAUGUUCGUCACGGGCUCCAAGAUGAUCUUCAUGCGCCGAUGGAGCGUGCCCGACGCCGUCAAGCUCAUGAUCAAGUACAAUGUCCGCGUCAUCACUGGUGUGCCGAGCAUCACGACGGCCAUUCUGCAGUCGGGCUUGCUUCCCGACGACUACGAGAUGGACGGCAUGACGUACGGUGGCGCCGCGCCUCCCAAGCGCCUCGCUGCCGACGUCAGCGAGCGUUUCCCAGCGGCAUUUGUCUCGCACGGUUGGGGCAUGACCGAGUGCUCUGGCUUGUUCAUCGCCAUUGGGGGGCAAGAUUACAUCACCAGGCCCGAGGCUGUCGGCCACGCCAUUCCCAUUGGCGACCUGCGCAUUGUCGACAUGGCGACCCGCCAGCCCCUGCCCAACACCAAGCUCGGUAUCCUGCAGGUCCGCGGCGGCUGUAUCAUGAAGGAGUACCUGGACAAUCCGAAGGCGAACAAGGAGAGCUUCACCUCGGACGGCUGGUUCGACACCGGCGACGUGGCGUACAUCAACCAAGAGGGCAUCCUGUACCUCCGUGAUCGCGCCAAGGACAUGAUCAUCCGUGGCGGCGAGAACAUUGCCUCGGCCGAGGUCGAGAACGCCGUCGCGCAGGACUCGCGCAUUGCCGGUGUCGCGGCCGUGGCUGUGCCCGACCCGGUUCUCGGCGAGCGCGUCGGCCUGGGCGUGAGUCUCGCGCCGAACGCGACAGCCACCCCGGAGAGUAUCAUCGCCGAGGCGGACAAGCGUUUGCGUCGUCCUGCGCGCCCUGUCGUCUGCGUCAUCUUCAAGGACGGGCUUCCCACCAACGCCAAUGGCAAGGUCCUCAAGAACGAGGUCAAGGACAUUGUUGGCGAGCAGUGGAAGCGCCAGGGUGGCAAGCCGCUUGGCGACCCCAAGGCAAGGCUGUAG
Messenger RNA from Vanrija pseudolonga, 1833 nucleotides. RefSeq names its product Putative acyl-CoA synthetase YngI. Gene Ontology annotation, biological process: fatty acid metabolic process. The record is from RefSeq and is a predicted model, not a curated record. The transcript has 11 exons. Lineage: Eukaryota; Fungi; Basidiomycota; Tremellomycetes; Trichosporonales; Trichosporonaceae. Gene Ontology annotation, molecular function: medium-chain fatty acid-CoA ligase activity. Bases 1 to 1833 code for a protein of 610 amino acids.